AAUUGUUGUGGAGGUUCCGCGCACGCAUGAGCAUCAUCAUCGCGCAGCGCGCACUCGCACGACUACAACGCGCCUAGUUUUUUUACAUUCAUUUUGCACUCGACCGUAGCUGCGCGCGCGCAUUGUUUUAGUUUUAAAUCGGCCCGCUAUCGCGAAUAUUCCUCCAAGUUUGAUAAGAUCAUUAUAUCACCGUGAUAAGAACAAUCAAGGACUGAGUUACGGACGAAACCGUAUAGUUCACCUUCCAUAUGUGGCACCUGUUUGAUUAUUUUCAAGUGUUUAUACAAUAGAGUUUUAAAACGUGAAUUUUGUGGUGAUAUUGGUUUAUCGGAUGUCGCGGCACGCACCAUGGGAACGACGAAGAGAUUGAAGAUAACUGUUGUUGGAGAUGGUAUGGUUGGCAAGACCUGCUUGCUAUAUGUAUACACUAGAAAUGAAUUUCCUGAAGAAUAUGUGCCCACGGUAUUUGACAAUUAUGUCGGCCACAUCACCGUGGAUGGAGAGGACGUAGAAAUGGCGUUAUGGGAUACAGCUGGACAAGAAGAUUAUGAACGGUUAAGACCACUAUCAUAUACGCAAACUAACUGCUUUUUAGUAUGCUACUCUGUAGGGAGCAGAUCGUCAUACGAAAAUGUAGUACACAAAUGGUAUCCUGAAUUAAAGCACUUUAGUGCUUCUGUACCUAUCGUCCUAGUAGCUACUAAAAUUGACUUGAGGUCUUCGGAUAAAGCCGUUGUCACAACUCAAGAAGGAAAGAAAUUAAAGAAAAAAAUCCGAGCAGCCCAUCUGGUUGAAUGCUCAGCACUAGAGCGGAUAAACAUGGACGAAGUAUUCGAGGAAGCGGUGCGCGCGGCCCUCCGCAAGAAACCAGUCCACAAACGCACCUGCCAAUAUCUUUGAUGAAGAAAAACGCGACACAAUUAAAUAUUUUAUUGUUUGUUACAUAAAAAAGAAAAAUUUUUACUCUAAGAAUAGGGAUUGCUUUAGAGCAAACAGGGCAGGCAACAGCUGCGGCAUUUUCAACAAAACGAUCAUUUUCGCUCGACGAGUAUUAAUUUAUUAUAGGUAUUGACUUAUUUGUUAGUAUUGUUGCGAGAUUUUAUGGAAAAACUAAAUGUUUACAAUGUUUUAUAAAAACGUCAAACGAAUAUAAUCAAGAUUGAUUUUACUUUAAUAUACCUUACAUUUGUAUAGUAUAUAAUAAAUUGUUUAAAUUCUAGGCAUAUUUGAUUGUUUGGUUAAGUUUUUAAAUGAUAAAAUGAACAUAUUAUUAAUAGGUAAUCACCAAAGUUUUAUUCGUAAAUUAAUAUAAGAUGAAAUAUAUGUAUUGAAACUUCACAAAUGAAUCUAACAAGUAGUUGAGUAUUGCACUCUUUUCUAUACAGCUGUUAAUAUGCCAUGUAAACACGAAGAACAUAACAAAAUAAACAGAAUAAACGCUUAUUUCAAUCCACAACUCAGUACAUUUUAUUGAUUAAGUAAAUAUUACUAACUUCUAUUACACGCUGCCAGUAUUACAUACAAAUCAAUACUGAAUAAUAAUAAUAAACAUGCGCCUGUUAUAAUUGUGAAAUCAAUUAGUGAGCUAGUAGUUUAUGUUUAGAGAGAAUCAUCUUAUGCAAGCAAUAUUUUUGUUUCAUUUUCCCUUAAAAUAAUUAUUUAAGGUCUUAAUUAGUUGUAGACUAUUCUCAUGAAUGAGGAUACUUUAUUUGAAUAAACCUAUAAUACGUCACCAAAAUAAUGUCAGUUAUUAAAAAUAUGUCGUUUAUUGGGUUUGUUUUUUUAAAAGCCUACAUCAUUAUCAUAUUAUGUGAUGAGCUCAAAAACAUCAUGUUUUUGUUGUUAGCUAACUGUAAUAACCUUAAAGUAUUUUAAAAUCUUUUAAAGUAAGUGAGGCUAAACCUACAUCUGGCAUCAUUUUUGUUAAAGGGUAUGCCUGUGUCAAUAUUUUUUAUAAUUCUGAACAGAGAUCCGUUCCAGAGGCGGAAACAGUCACAAUAUACCUACCAGCUAAGUAACUACAUAAACGGACAAUAACAUUAAUACUCUAAUCAGCCUAAAUAUUCAUCAUUUUGUGAACCGUCAAGCUAAAGCGAAACCAGACCACCCCUCUCCGUAUCACGCCAGCUCGUUGACACCAUGUUUUAGAAGAUUUUAAUUUGUAAUACAGAGUGGUCAAUAAAAACCUCUUUAAACUAUAACUUUUAAAUCGCAACAUCCUUUAUGCAAUAAUAUUAGCAAAUUUUCAUUCGUUCUGUAACACCCUAUAUAGAGCAAUUACCAUUGCCGUAAAAUACGGAAGCAUUUAAAGGUGAAAUGUUAAAAGAAAAAAGGAAGUUUUAAAAGAAAAUCGUUAUCAAGCCAUUUUGUCAGUUAUAAUCAGGGUUUUGCGUUAUCAAUAAAGGAAAAAAAGAUCGUCGCUUUUUUGUAAUCAGAAAGAACAUGAUUUGUAAAUGACAGUUACCGACAUCGGAAUUGUUCCUCGUAAAAUGAUUUCGUUUCGCAUCAAUUUUAACGCAGCUUUAGAGACGAUAAAAAAUACGUUUGUUAGAAACUGGAAUAUUACGUAAAAAUAUGUACUUCAUCAGGAUCAGGUACAGUUUGAAAAGAAGACGUAUUUAUUCAAACCAUUUUAUUCUGAUUGUUGACCGACUUUGUUUUUUUUAAUAAAAUUUCUUUUUUCCCAAAAUUUCAAACCAAGAACAAAUAAAAGAAAUGUCAUUCAUAAUUUCGAAUUUCGAUCAUGGGGCGACCUUUUAAUCAUUAUUAACAGUUUUUUAAAGGAUUAAUAACGUCAAAAGUUUGGACGUUUUUCCUGUUAAUUCUCAUGUUAAUAUUUCCGUCGUCGUUACCUUUUUGGGAUUAACGGUUAGCUGGAAUAGCCGUACAGGCUACCAGCAA
Molecule: messenger RNA, 2901 nt
Organism: Bombyx mandarina (wild silkworm)
Lineage: Eukaryota; Metazoa; Arthropoda; Insecta; Lepidoptera; Bombycidae
Gene: RhoL
Product: Ras-like GTP-binding protein RhoL
Biological process (GO): small GTPase-mediated signal transduction
Molecular function (GO): GTP binding; GTPase activity
Source: RefSeq, a predicted model, not a curated record